UUCUAUUUGCAUUUUUACCUGCUUUUCAACUGCUAGGUUGGCAGAAACUGGGAUAAGCUCACUCAGUUACGCGGCUCUCGGGAUACGAUAAUAGAUAACAGGACAAAUAAACCAACUGUGAAGGAAUCUCCAAAGCAUGUAUUGGUUAGGCUUUCCCUGCCCUCUUUCCUUUUCCCACAUUGGAAGCAUCACCCAUUUCGUCCCCCUGGCCUUCUUCCGCCUAUUCCAGGAACACAUUCCACAUUUUGAAGAGGAUUGCGGGAGUGUCCAGAACGAGAAAUCAAACCAAGUUUCAUUCCAAGCAGCUUUGCUCAUUUCAGCCCCGCUCAAUCUCCGCCGUAGACAUCAUUGCCGGCCUUCUAGGCCUUUUCCACCCGCGCACACCUCCCGCUCCCAACAUAAUUCCGCUGCAACGGAGUUCGGGAGACCUUUAACUGUCAACAUGGAACAAGACAUGCGCAGAGCACCUUUGCCAACCCUUGAAGCCGAGCAGAGGACCGGAAAGGCCGUAGUUGCUUUAGGAGACACUCUAGGGAGGAGCAAUAAACAAGGGAGAUUUGCCCUUCUAGGAUGAAGACGUAUCUGGGAGGACAGGGGAAACCUGUGGAGGGGUCGAUUUGCAGCUGCUCUUCUCAAUAUCAGAAGCCCGGAGAGAGGGGGCCCCGCCCCUUCCUAUCCUCCCUGAAGCCGGGAAAGGGGCGGGGCUAGUGGGCGGGGGAGGGUCGGCCGUUUCUCUCUGUCGGGGCUGCGCUGAAACCGGAGACCGAAUGGAGGCCCGGGGGUCUCCCCUUCAGGCGGGGAGCGGCCUCUCCGAGGGCCCCCGCAGCUCCGAGGCUGAGCGCUGGCGCUUCCGCAGCAGCGGCACCCGGGAGGCCGAGGGGCCGCGGGCGCUUUGCAGCCGCCUGCACCGGCUGUGCCGGGGUUGGCUGCGCCCCGAGCGGAGCACCAAAGCCGAGAUGGUGGACCUGGUGGUGCUGGAGCAGCUGCUGGCUCUGCUGCCCCCGGAGCUGGCGGGCUGGCUGAGGGAGUGCGGGGCGGAGAGCUGCGCCCAGGCGGUGGCCCUGGCCGAAGGCUGCCUGCUCGGCCCCGCAGCCGCCCCGGAGCCCGCAAAAGAGCGAAAGUUGCAGGAGCCAUUCAUUGGGGAGAUCUCAGCAGAGCUCCAGGGAAGAGGAGAUCCAUCCAAUGAUUCUGAAGAGAUUCUUUUCAGGAGGAUCCAACUGGGGACACCUUGCCACUUAAAUGACUCUGAUCCCUUUGAGGAGGUGGCUGUGGACUUUACAGAGGAGGAGUGGGCACUGCUGGAUUCUGGCCAGAAAGCCUUAUGCAGGGAAGUCAUGCUGGAGGUUUCUAUGAAUUUGGCCACUCUGGCAGGUGAUGGUGAUGAUCUGAGGAAUGAGAAUGAAAAGCAGCCACCAUUAUUUACACUGCAAAAUGCACUAUCUGCAAAGAGUCAUUCCUUCUCUUUUGCAUUACCUAACAUACCGCAUUGGAAACCACACACGUUUUCAGAAUAUGAGGGGGAUUUCAAUCUAAGCAAAAUGAUGAAACUAUGCAUGAACUGUGGAAAGAGCUUCAUUAGCAUGAGUAAUCUUAAUUGCCAUCAGAAUAUCUACAUAGGUGAGAGGCUAUGUAAAUGUCCAGAAUGUGAAAAAAGCUUUUGUCAGAAAACAGAGAUGAUUUGUCCUAAAAAGAUCCACACAGGGCUCAGACCAUAUAAUUCCCUGGAAUGUGGAAAGAGCUUUUUUGAGAACAGUGAUCUUAUUCGACAUCAAAGGAUCCAUACAGUGGACAAACCGUAUAAAUGCCUGGAGUGUGGAAAGAGCUUUGCUCAUAAAGGAAAACUUAAUUUUCAUAAAAAGAUCCACACUGGGGAGAGACCAUAUAAAUGCAUGGAGUGUGGAAAGAGCUUUAUUGACAACUGGCACCUUACUUUCCACCAAAGGAUGCACACGGGAGAAAGACCAUAUAAAUGUUUGGAGUGUGGGAAAAGCUUUAACUGGAGCAAAGAUCUUAUUCGUCAUGAAAGGAUCCACACUGGGGAGAGACCGUAUAAAUGCUUGGUGUGUGGAAAGAGUUUUGCUCAGAAAGGAUGUCUUACUGGUCAUGAAAGGAUCCACACGGGAGAGAAACCAUAUAAGUGCACAGAGUGUGGGAAAAGCUUUGCUCAAACAGUACAACUUAAUGCUCAUAAAAGAAUGCACACGGGGGAGAGACCAUAUAAAUGCUUAGUAUGUGGAAAGAGCUUUAAUUGGAGCAGAGGUCUAAUACAUCAUGAAAGGAUCCACACUGGGGAGAGACCAUAUAAAUGUACGGAGUGUGGAAAAAGCUUUGCUCAAACAGCGCAUCUUAAUUCUCAUAAAAGGAUCCACACAGGAGAGAGACCAUAUAAGUGCUUGGUGUGUGGUAAGAGUUUUGCUCGGAAAGGAUGUCUUGCUGGUCAUGAAACAAUUCACACAGGGGACAAACCAUACAAAUGCACGGAGUGUGGAAAGAGCUUUGCUCGGACAGGACAUCUUUAUUCUCACAAAAGGACCCACUCAGUAGAGAAACCAUAUAAAUGCUUGGUAUGUGGAAAAAGCUUUAACUGGAACAGAGAUCUUACUCGUCAUGAAAGAAUCCACACUGUGGAGAGACCAUUCAAGUGCAUGGAGUGUGGAAAGCAAUUCAGUCAGAAUAGGGCUCUUAUCAAUCACGAAAGAAUCCAUACAGGAGACAGACCAUAUAAAUGCACACAGUGUGGAAGAAGCUUUGCUCAAAUAGGGGCACUUAAUUCCCAUAAAAGGAUCCACAUGGAGGCGGGACCAUAUAAAUGCAUAAACCGGGAGAGGGGCGUGGCAAGUGGGCAGGGGAGAGUCGGCCGUAACAGAAGGCGGCGGCCUCGGAGGGAGUGUAAUCCCUAUCGGGGCUGCGCUGAAGCCGGAGAUAGAAUGGAGGCCUGGGGGUCUCCCCUUCAGGCGGGGAGCGGCCUCUCCGAGGGCCCCCGCAGCUCCGAGGCUGAGCGCUGGCGCUUUCGCAGCUGCGGCACCCGGGAGGCCGAGGGGCCGCGGGCGCUUUGCAGCCGCCUGCACAGGCUGUGCCGGGGGUGGUUGCGGCCCGAGCGGAGCAGCAAAGCUGAGAUGCUGGACCUGGUGGUGCUGGAACAGUUGCUGGCCCUGCUGCCCCCGGAGCUGGCGGGCUGGCUGAGGGAGUGCGGGGCUGAGAGCUGCGCCCAGGCCGUGGCCCUGGCCGAAGGCUGCCUCCUCGGCCCCGGAGCCGUCCCAGAACCCGGAAAGGAGCGGCAGUUGCAGGAGCCAUUCAUGGGGGAGAUCUCAGCAGAGCUCCAGGAAACAGGAGAUCAAUCCAAUCCUUCUAAAGAGCUUUUUUUCAGAAGGAUACAACUGGGGCCACCUUGCCAGAGUUCUGCUCCCUUUGAGGAGGUGGCUGUGGACUUUACAGAAGAGGAGUGGGCACUGUUGGAUUCUGGCCAGAAGGCUUUAUGCAGGGAAGUCAUGCUGGAGGUUUCUAAGAAUAUGGCCAUUCUGGGCAAUGGGCUGGAGAAUGAGAAAGACAAGCAGCCAAGAUUAAUGCCAAUGCAAACAGCAAAAUAUGAAAUGGAAGAAAUGAUGUUUGGCCAUCAAAGGGAUCCACAAAUGCAAGUGAGAAGCCCCCCAGAAGAUGGAGAGAUCUCUUCCAUUUCCCUCCCUUUUGAAAUCCAUGGCUUCCUUACCCAGCAAGGUCACAAAGGGAAGAGAAAAGGAAAAUAUGGCAAAAGAGAGCAAAGUGAAUUUGAUGUAGGGGAAUAUGACAGAGGUCAGAGCACAGGAAAAGAGUAUGUCACCAAACAGUAUGUCAAUCAGUUUUUCUCUGUUGCUUUACAUACAAAACUCUAUGGGAAACACAAAGCACAUACCUUUGUAAAAUUUGGGAGGGAUUUCGUUUUGGGCAGAAAGAUAAAACUCUGCAUGAGGUGUGGAAAGAGCUUCAGUAGCAAAAGUAAUCUCAAUCGCCAUCAGAAGGUCCACACCGGUGAUAAACCAUAUAAAUGCAUGGAGUGCGGAAAGCAGUUCAGUCAGAAAGGACAUCUUACUCAUCAUAGAAGGAUUCACACAGGGGAGAAACCAUAUAUAUGCACAGAAUGCGGAAAGAGCUUUGCACAGAAAGGACAACUUAGUUCUCAUAGAAGGAUCCACACAGGCGAGAGACUAUACAAAUGUGUAGAAUGUGGAAAGAGGUUUAUUGAGAACAGAGACCUUACUUGCCAUGAAAGGAUCAAUACAGAGCGGAGUCAAUAUAGGUGCCUGGAGUGUGAAAAAAGCUUUACUGAAAACUUUACCCAUCAUGAAAGGAGCCACCCUGUAGAGACUCCCUACAAGUGCAUGUCAUGUGGAAAAGGAUUUACUCAGAAAGGACAUCUUACUCGUCAUGAACGAAUCCAUACAGGGGAAAGACCAUAUAAAUGCAGAGAAUGUGGAAAGAGCUUUGCUGAAGAAGGACGACUUAAUUCUCAUAAAAGGAUUCACACAGGUGAAAGACCAUACAAAUGCAUGGAGUGUGAAAAGAGCUUCACUCAGAAAGAACAUCUUACUUGUCAUGAAAGGGUCCACACAGGGGAGAAACCUUAUAAGUGCACAGUAUGUGGAAAGGGUUUCAGUAGAAACUCUUAUCUGAACCGUCAUCAGAGGAUCCACACAGGUGAAAAACCAUAUGGUUGCAGAGAAUGUGGGAAAAGAUUCAUUGAGAAUAGAGAGCUAACUUCCCAUCAAAGGAUCCACACAGGAAACAGACCAUAUAAAUGUCUAGAGUGUGGAAAAAGCUUUUUUGGCAACAAAGAUCUUAUUCGUCACCAAAUGAUUCACAUCGGGGAUAAGCCAUUUAAAUGUCUGGAGUGCGGAAAGAGCUUUACUGAGAAAGGAAAACUUAUUUCUCAUAAAAGUAUCCAUUCAGGAGAGAGGCCAUAUAAAUGCCUGGAGUGUGGAAAGAGCUUUACUCAGAAAGGAAAACUGAAUUCUCAUAAAAGGAUCCACACGGGGGAGGGACCAUAUAAAUAUAUGGAGUAUGAAGACAGCUUUAUGGACAACAAAGACCUUAAUUGCCACCAAAGGAUCUACACAGGAGAGAGUCCUUAUAAAUGCAGUGAGGAUGAAAACAACUUUUUAAUGACUGCAGGGCCUUUAUUUGUCAUGAAGACAUCCACAGAGGAGGAAAUUAUAAAUGCAUGGAAUGUGGAAUAAACUUCAUUGAGAAUACAGGUAUUCUUCAACUUACGACAAUUGAGCCCAAAAUUUCUGCUGCUAAGUGAGACAUUUGAGUUUUGCCCCAUUUUACAAUCUGU
This is a messenger RNA of Thamnophis elegans (Western terrestrial garter snake), 5311 nucleotides long. RefSeq names its product zinc finger protein 347-like. The record is from RefSeq and is a predicted model, not a curated record. Bases 768 to 5210 code for a protein of 1480 amino acids. Gene Ontology annotation, biological process: regulation of transcription by RNA polymerase II. Gene Ontology annotation, cellular component: nucleus. The transcript has 8 exons. Gene Ontology annotation, molecular function: DNA-binding transcription factor activity, RNA polymerase II-specific; RNA polymerase II transcription regulatory region sequence-specific DNA binding. Lineage: Eukaryota; Metazoa; Chordata; Lepidosauria; Squamata; Natricidae.